AGAAUAAGGAAUUAAUCCUUACCAUAGGAUCUGAAUAAAUUAAUGGUCCAGAUUAGCACUAAUUACUAAUUAAUCUACAUUAUUUUUUUUACUGAAUACCUUUAAAAAUUAUAUAUAAAAUCGUUGGGGGUAUGUUAGACAUUUUGUCUAUUCAGAAAACUGUCAUUCCUAAAUUAACUCCAGUAAAUUAGGACAUUUACUUUCACCCCCACUUUCAUCCACCAAACCAUCUUCCCCCCACUUUCGUCUGCCAAACCCUAGAGGCGACGGCGAUUCUAGUAAACCAGACGGCGCUCCAUCUAUAGCAGACGACGCUUCUGUUUUCGCCGGCGAAAAUCGAGGACAAUGACUAAAAAGGGAAAGAAGAUAGCAGAUGUUGGCGAGCCAUCUUCAAGUAAAAGCAGAGUUAAACACAAGAAGACUAAAAGGGUAAAAGCAACUGAAGAAGGUGAAACCUCAAGCAAAACUGAUACAAGGCUUAAGACAAAGACGAGACCUUUAAAAACAGCAAAAAGGAUAAUAACUACAGAGGAGCAGGCAGAGAGAAUUAGGGUGCAAAGACGGAGGAAUUUUAACAAGAACAAAGAUGUUACCUGUAAACGUCGAGGUGAUGUAAAAAGCGAGCUGGAAGGAGCACCUACAAAGUUUCCAUCGCUAAAUACUCGAACAACACCAUCAUCCUUGUUUGAUGAGCUGCCAAAAUUGAAUGAUGCCCAGAGACAAGCCAUUCAGGAUAUUGGAUUUGGAAGUGUAUUGAGUUUGCAGGUGAAAAAGUUGCCUUGCAGACUUGCCUAUUGGAUUUUGGAACAUUUUGAUGAGAACAGAUGUGAGCUGGAGCUUGAAGGAGGAAUCAGGGUUAAAAUCACCGAAGAUGACGUUUAUAGGGUUUAUGGAUUCCCAAAGGGGAGUGAGAUAAUACCGGAUUUUAAUCGUUGUUCAAAUACUGCAUUAUGUGAAGAAUGGGUGGCGUUUUUCGGGCUUGCUAAUCGUGAGAAGAUAAAGAUUGGCCACGUCUUGAGUGAAAUGCUGGACUGUACGACAGGUGGAACAUGGUUCAAGCGCCAUUUUAUGAUAGCAAUGACGCAUUCACUGAUACAAAGUUGUACAAGUGGAACGGUUUAUCCUCACAUCCUGAGGUGUUUGGAGAAUGUGAGAACGCUAAAGAAAUGGAAUUGGGGGGAAUAUGUUCUCAGGAGUCUCGUUGAUCAUAAGCUGUCAUGGGUCGGUGAUGAAGAUAAGGUCUUUUCUGGGCCAACGCUAUUCCUCGUGCUAUUUUACGUUGAUAGAUGUGAGCUGCAUCGAAAGAGAGUGGAAAGAGAGUUCCCUAUUAUAAAGAAUUGGACUAGCGCAGCGUUGAGGAAGCGUCAGGCAACUGAGGAGAAUAUCAGAAAGUUUGGGACUGGUUCAUGGCGUGAACCCAUUGUCCUCCCAGCCGAGUAUGUAGAUAAUGAACAACCCGAUGGAGAUUCCAACGACAAAGAUGAUCGUCUGGGAUCGAGAAUCAUGAAGAUGGCGGUGUCCAUAAGUGCACAACUGGAAGACUUGAGAGACUUGAUAUACAGUGCAUCUGUCGUGGACAAGGAGUCAAGUUACUUUCUUCAAUGCGUGGAUGCGGCAAUUAAGAUUACAGGUGUGAAGGUGGAUAUGGAUGGCCCACGACCAUGGCGUCGCCCUGAGGGUAUGGAGAUUGAUGACGAUCCCUUAUCUUAUUCAGAUGAGCUGCGUGCGUCGGUUGAUGCAGCAUGUGCUAAUGUGCAAAAUGAAAAGGUGAGGGAGAGGGUAUCGACAGAAGGAAUACCUAGUUUCGACCUCGAUAUGGGAACUCAGGACGAGGUUCCUAUUGAGAAAGAUCCCGUCGAACAUGUUCCCAACAAGGAGGGUGCUACUAUGGUCGAGGAUAUCUUUGCCAAGGAAUCUGCAGUGUUUGAAGCUACAAUCUAUAAGGAGCAAUCGAAAGAAUAUGGCAUGGUCGAUGAUAGUGUAGCACACGAAGCAGGGAAUGGUGAACUGAUUGAAGAAAGAGCCCAGCAGGAACCAUUAAAAGAAUCUGCCAUGGUCGAGGAUAGUGCAGCACAUGAGACGGGGACUGUUGUACUGGGAAAGUCUGUUGACGGUAUAGAGCAACCGUCCAAAGAAGCAACUGAAGAAGGAUUUAUGGGAAAGGGAGCCAUGGAUGCAGUUCAGAGUAAAGGUGGCUGUGUUGUCAAAAAAGUGGUUGCUAGAAAGGCAGACAUUGGAAAGGUGAAUGAGGUUGCCAAGACUCCACCCCGUAGGUCAACAAGGGUUGGAGGUGCAGCCCGUGGAAAAGGUUCAGACAACAUUGAUAAACAGCUGGAGGUUAAUGGAACUGAGAUAUUAGAUGGCAAGGCAGCACGUUUGCCUCUGGGAAGAAUUGACGAAAACAUCCCAAUGCAAGCUAGGAACAUUGGUAAAACACCAAUGAAGAGUUUGUUAAGAAAAACAGCAAAAUUCAGAUCACCCUUCCUACAAAGGGAAAUCUCAACAUCAAAGCAACUGACCAUAAAGGAGAAAGAGCUUGCUUUCUACACAUUGUAUGCAGUUGAAGAAGAUAGGCAUGAGCUUAUGUUUUCGGCCAUCGAUGUUGACUUAAGGCGUUAUGAUAUGAUAACCCUAAAAAGAGGCAUAGUAGUUGGAACGGCUGUCAUAGAUGCAUGGGCAGUAAUCUUGAAUGGCCAAGAGCAAUAUCGCUCUGAAACAUCGCCUACACGAUUCUUUGCAACAACAAGCAUAUAUGUGGAUUGUCUGAAGCCAACUGAUUGGUCCUACGCCGACCAGAAGACUUCAUUUUUUCUAACACUAUAUGCUGAGAUACAGGCACAUCAUGGAGAUUUGCUUUCUGUUGUAGACAUGUUUUUCUUCCCGGUGUACGAAAAAGAAAAGUACUAUGCUUUGUGUUUCGAUACACGUCGUCAGCGACUGUAUAUACUAGACAACACUAAUGAAGUAACUGGAGAUGCAAAUGACACCAAAUAUAGGGGUGUAUGCCGCGAUCUGCGUAAACUAUUGGCCGACUUCCUAUACUACCACAACGAUGAGAGAAAGGCGAAGGCAGUGGCUAACUCAGUUGAGCAUGUCGUCAAAAUGUCGUGGGCUGAUAGUAAGAACGAAGUCGACACAGGAGUAUACCUAAUGAGGCAUUUAGAGACAUUUAUGGGUGAUGUUACAAAGGGGUGGACAUGCAACUUAUCCAAUAAACGCCCACAACAGUUGACAAGGUUGCGCAUAAGGUAUUGUGCAUCGAUAGUUGCGUGGGAGGGAAACAGCGAGAAGAAAGAGAUUGGAGACAAAGCAUCGUAUACCUUUACAGAGAUGUGCAAGAAUCCAGGAUUCAAUGUGAACUCGAUCCUACUUGGGUGAAACUUCAUCAACUGAACACUAUUCCACGUUAUAAAUUUCAGACGUUUUUUUGGGGAAAUAAAUUAUAUUGCAGACUCCAAAUUGAUUUGAAUAAAUGUG
Salvia miltiorrhiza (redroot sage) is the source of this 3477-nucleotide messenger RNA. RefSeq lists its product as uncharacterized. The transcript is spliced from 18 exons. Lineage: Eukaryota; Viridiplantae; Streptophyta; Magnoliopsida; Lamiales; Lamiaceae. Bases 346 to 3378 code for a protein of 1010 amino acids. The record is from RefSeq and is a predicted model, not a curated record.